GACUUGCGUAAAGUCUUUCCUCUUAGAAUUUUGUGAGAUCGUGCACUACUCUCUACAUUGGUCACUCAAACGUUCAGAAAUGUUGAGAUUUUUAUCACUACUUCUUGUUCUAGCCAUCACCCUAGCUUCAGCUGACGUUGAAAAAACCUCGAUUAAACCGUCACCAACAACUUCACAUUCUAUGAAUCCAUCGCAAUCGAAUGCAACUUCUACAUCAACAUUUUCUACAAUUGCAAGUGAGACAUCAUCAGCAUCAGUAUCACCUUCAAUUUCACCAAGUCCAACAUCUUCAAUGCCCUCCUCAUCAGCCAGUCCCACACCCAAACCAACUACCAAACCUACCAGCCAACCUACCACCAAGCCUCCAGUUGAUGGAGACUAUAGUGUUAAAGACGAAGAUGGCAAUUACUGUCUUUUGGCAAUGUUGGAUGUUUCUUGUAUGGUUAAAUAUGAAGACAAUGAAAAUCAUACAUCCAUGGUUACAAUUCAUAUGCCAAUCAAAAAGACAAUGUUUAGCACAAACGAAAGUGUAUGUGGUGCCAAUCCUAUUCUAAGCAUUAGCUGGCCUCAGCACAAACCAUUGUAUCAACUUAAAAUGGUAUUUAAGGGCUUAAAGGCAAAAGGUGCUACCAAUACUACUACUGGAUGGGAAGUCAGCCAAAUUGAUUUUACGGCAAAAACAAAGAACAAUCCACAAUUCCCCAAUGCAACAGAAGAGAACGUCACUGUCAGUGUAACUAACAGCACAGAAUUGGCUGGACUGAAUGUUAAAUCAGAAGGGUACUACAUGUGCGCUGCUAAUCGCACAUAUCCAUCAAUGCAUGGACAGUUGUUCUUCAAGUAUGUCAAAUUGCAGCCAUUUGGAGUUAAACCUAGUAACACAUCUGAAUUUUGUGGCAAAGAAUUUAAUUGUGAGACAGCUCCAACUCCAGCACCAAAAAGCAAAGAUAACAACAUAGUACCCAUAGCGGUUGGUUGUGCUUUAGCUGGUCUUGUCCUUAUUGUCCUUAUUGCAUACAUUAUUGGACGUAGAAAGAGUCAAAGAGGAUAUGAAAAAGUUUAGGUUCCGCACAGUUGAUAUCUGAGGCAAAUUGCAAAUCAUUUUCGUACAUGUUUCAUAAUUUUCUAAAAAAUGUCAACAAGGACAAGUCAUUGAGUGUAACAAAUUAUCAGUAUUACACACCACUGAUUAGAACAAAAAACUGUCAAAAAGGAUAUUAAGUAUUAGAGGUUUCCACAAGCCUGUGUGAUAUAACUCACCUUACAGUAGUUUCUAAUAGUGCCCAGUUCUAUAAUUUUGUUUGUUCUAGCUAGUUUUAAUUCUCAGCUAAAUGAAAAUUACUCAAAGAACAAUGUUAAAUUUAUCUCAUGUGAUUUUGUUAAAAGGUUUGUUUAUUUGGAGUGAGCUAGAUUUAGGAUACAGCUGUUUUCUUUGGUUUGUUUGUUUCAAUCCUUAGCAAACAUAAGAUUUCAAGAAAAAAUAUGCUGAUCUGGGUCAGCUCAGCCCAUUUAAACAACCUCACAAACUUGUUCUGGUAUAAUAAAUUGGACUUGACAAAGAAUGUAAUAUAAAGAGUAUGUAUACAGUACUUAUCUGCUCAUAAGAGCCUAAAAAUAACGAUUUCUUUCUUAUGCAAAUAAGAACCUGUUUAAAAACCUGAAUAUACAAAAGCCCACUAAACACCAUUUAUACAAGAACUUGUUUAGGCUAACAUGGAAUUAUCUAGAUAAGCAGGUAAGCUCUGUAUUACAAUCAUAACUUGAAUUUUGUUUUAUAACAUUAUAAAAAAGGGGAUUUUCCCUCACUUGACACUA
Messenger RNA from Exaiptasia diaphana, 1815 nucleotides. RefSeq names its product lysosome-associated membrane glycoprotein 1. Lineage: Eukaryota; Metazoa; Cnidaria; Anthozoa; Actiniaria; Aiptasiidae. Bases 80 to 1063 code for a protein of 327 amino acids. Gene Ontology annotation, cellular component: membrane. The record is from RefSeq and is a predicted model, not a curated record. The transcript has 5 exons.